GGUUAGGUCAGCCUAACCUAACAUAUCAUAUUUAUUCAUUACUAACGUAUUGCCAGGAAGCUUUGUGAAGCUUGUGUAGCUUGUGGUAAUUAGACGGACCCACCUGGUUGGUUUAUGCCUCUUGCAGGAAACUCUAAUUUUUUCUUGAAGUCCACUUUUGUUCCAACAGGGUUAAUUGUCCUAGUAAUUGGCUUGCAUUUCUUUUGCCCCACCAGAGAUUGAUACCUGCCACCUGCUGUGAGGGGCUCCUUCAGUACAGGUUGACUACACUUGGGUUGCCUCGCCCCUGGGCACUACAUGGCACUUUUCCAUUGUUAGGCCUGUUGAUCGGGAGUACUGAAUAUAUACGCUGUGUACACUUGUACUGCCAUUGUGCUUUACCUCCUGCUUGUGUGGGUUGAGAAUUAGCACUUUUGCUGAGGUUGUGCUUCGGUCAUAUAUGUAAAUGUUCUUAUCCACAAUUUUUCAUGCCUUUCCUUUUAAGAGAAUCAUGGUUGGGGUUUGAUGGUUGCUUGGUCAAGACAUGUCAUGUCCAGCGUGCAUGACAGUACAGCAUGGGUAGCUGGUGUCCCUCGUCUGUAUUUUAUAUGUUUCAUUUGUGUUCUCUAUCAGGUUGUUAUGCUUUCCUCUAAUUCUGCAUCUGACACUUCAGUUUUAGUGAAUGUGAUUUAAUAUUUUUGAAUGCCAUUGGCCAUUCUUGUUGCCUCUUUUAUUCAUCCUGAUGCAGUAGACCUUUCACCCUAGGGUAUGUUAAUGUCUAUUGGUGCUGGACCUCUGUUACGUUCUAACCAUAGUCGACCAAUUUUGUUUGACUGUGCUUUAUGGAAUAGCUUAUUGCAACUCCCCAUCUGCAGCGGGUGAUAUUGCCGCCGAUCCCAAGCUACUUUUACUAGGAUGUUUAUGCAGUCUUAUCUUGGACACUUGUGCCUAAUUUAACUCCAGAUUCCUCUUCUGCUUCUGCUUUGGCCAUCUAGUGGCCAGUUCAUCCAGCCAAACUAAGCAUCAAGUAUAUACCAAAGGAUCUGUCUGAUAGGCAACCGACUCGUUCAUUUGCUAUCACAAGUCAAGUGUGGCCCAGGCUGGGCUUGGGGAGUAGAACCCCUCCCCCCCUCCAAAAAAACAGCCCAGGUAUGCUCCAGAAAAGGAGCCAGCUGCAAAUGAAAAGAAUGGUGUACAGAUGGAAAUAGAGAGAUUGCUUUACAAUCAAGUGCUUCAUGUAUUUUGUGGCUUCCCUGCCCUAUUUUCUAUGCUUUGUUUACCUUGUUAUUGUAUAUUUUGUUUACUUUUACCAUGCAUAUUCUGGUUUGCCCAUUUUUUCUGGUGGACUUUUCAUGGUUUUCUUCUUGAUGGUACGGACCAUAUGUGAUUGUUUUUCAUUAGGGUGAUUUAUGCUCACCUGCUCCUUGUGCAUCUUUAGAGGGGGUCAGGUUUUGUCCUUUGAUCCUUAGUAAGCUUAUAUUACCUGCAAAGUCCUGGCAUGGAUUAAAUUGGGUGGAGCCUGCCAGGCAGCAAGGACCCACCAGAAACAGACAUUUCUGUACUGGUCUCUUAAUGUCAAAUGUGAUAUAUUAUUUCAACUUGUCCUCUUGAGUUGUCACGUCACAAAAACGAUGUACUAAAUUGCCUGAACCUAAUGUAACCUAACCAAUGGAUCCAUGAAUAGAAAACGUAACAGCCCAUCAAUUUAGCGAGCCGCUGUCAUUUAUAAUGCAUCAUAUUUUGAUGUUGAGGAUUUUGACAUAAAAAUAUGAUGUAUUAUUUGAGAGGACUGAAUAAAUAUUUGUAUUUGUAUAGGAUGGGUUGAUUAUUUUAUGUCAUUGAUUAUUAAGGAAUGGAAUUUUUCAAUUUCUUCUUUCUUAAUUUCUUCUCUAAAUUAAUUAAUAUUUACCAGCUUAUAUUGCUUCUUUCAGAACCAUUCUGGGUAAGCAGAUGAUGAGUCAAAAUUAUGUUUCUGAAGAUAUGAUGACUAAACCACACAUCAUAAGAUGAAGAAACGACGACAUUUCUUCAUCUUCUGGUGUGUGAUUUGGUCAUCAUUCUGGGUAACAAGCUGUAUUGUGUAUUUUCAACAUUGUUGGUAUCCAGAAAUCUUGGGUUUAGCAGUUCAGUGCCAGUUAGUUACCUGCAGACACAAACUACUACUUUCAGAAUUGUUUCCUCAUGUCAGAACAACAAAAUAAAUCUACUACAGCUUCUGAAGUGGACAGUGAUGUACUUAAUCCUGAGCCUCGUGGGAAAAUUGAAGAAUGCUUCCUCAAAUUGUCUUUGGCAGAAAAUGAUUACCACCUGAGCAAACAAGUUCCUAUCCUUGACGAUGUUCCAACCCCAUUGGACUUGUAUCGAGAUUGGGUAGCUCCUAAUAGACCAGUUAUAUUUCGAGGAGCUGUCAGAGAAUGGCCAGCCAUCAAAAAGUGGUCUUUUAAGUACCUUAGAGAAAAAGUUGGCAACAAGGAGGUGAGUGUGGCUGUCACUCCAAACGGAUAUGCUGAUGCACCAUGCAGUGGUUAUUUUGUCAUGCCAGAAGAGCGCUCCAUGAAGUUUGGCAAUUUUCUGAAUAUAAUGGAAAAUCCCAGUAUCCAACCAGGGGUAUUUUAUGUGCAGAAACAAAACUCCAACUUUACUAUGGAGUUUCCAGAAAUUAUUUGUGAUGCAGCCCCUGAUAUUCCAUGGUUUACUGAAGCUCUUGGACGCAAUCCUGAUGCAGUUAAUUUUUGGAUGGGUGACCAGCGGGCCGUUUCAUCAAUGCACAAAGACCACUAUGAAAAUAUUUACUGCGUGAUAUCAGGUUACAAGGACUUCAUCCUCCUCCCACCUACGGACUUACCAUGGAUUCCCUACAAAAGCUAUCCAGCAGCCAGUUAUAAGGAAGUCACUGCUGGAAACUUUGAUAUCCAAGAGAACACAAACACGGGAUCUGUGCCCUGGAUUUGUAUUGAUCCUCUGAAACCAGACCUAAAAAAAUAUCCACAGUAUAGACUUGCCAGUCCUGUACAUUGUAGAGUACAAGCUGGAGAUGCCCUUUAUCUCCCCUCACUUUGGUAUCAUCAUGUUCGACAGUCCCAUGCUUGUAUUGCUGUUAAUUAUUGGUAUGAUAUGGAAUUUGAUAUUAAAUAUAACUACUAUAAAUUAGUUCAGAAUCUUUCAUGGGUGACAGAGCCUGAAUAAAAAUGCAUUUUUUCAAAUUUACAUUUAUUUGAAAAACUUUAGAUAAUGCCAAAAACCUAUCAUUGAAUGUAAUGAAACGCUUCUUUCUGGACGAACCCCGGUGGCUGAAGCUAUCUUGUUGAAAUUGCUCCGUGCAAUUGGGUUACAUCAUAUGCAGGAUUUCAGUUUGGCCUACCAGGGACCAGAGCCAAAACAUGGCCUUCCCCCUCACAGAAGCACAGAGCAAGUGACAAUUUGUCACCACACAGGGAAAGCAUCCAGACAGUCAGUAAAGUUCUACAGAUAACUGAAGGGUUAACAAACACCAGAGCCUUGAAAAGGCCAAACAACUCUGCAAAUGAUUCACACUAAGAAGUGAAACAUUCAAGUAAUAGUUAUCAAAGAAGGCAUCACGUCGGGAAGACUAUGUAACACCACCUGUGUUGCAAGAUAUUCAGAAGGUGCUAAAUAUCACUAAAUAAGCCAAUAUGAGAACAGGAGAACAUAAAGCAAACAAUAUUAAAGGUAUCGGACUCACUAAGGAUGCUUUAUAACAAGACACAACCGAUCCCUAGAGACUUUAGGAAAGCAAGACACCCAAAUGUCCCAAAAAUCAUGGCAAUCUAUAUGGAAGUGUACAACUGUAAGUGGGGACAAUGCAGUUUGGGCCUAUUUGACUCAUGGUUAUUAAGUGAUGACUCAUGUAAUUGAGUGGCCAUGAGUCAAGUAGGCAUGAUCAAUACGUAACCUAUCCAAAACCGUUUCCCAUCACUUAUUACAGUGGCAGGAGGAAGGCCAAGGGGAAAUGGCAUAUUUAAGAGCACAUAGUUUAUUAUCUGUACAGUAAUGCCAAUCCAAUGGUAGAAGACUGCAUUAUGAAUGACUGGGUAGAAAUCCAAAGAGGGUAUCCCUUUCUAUACUUCCAGAGGCUUUAGGGCACUGCGAGAGUCAACCACAAUGACAAAGGAGCAUUGAUGUGGGGAAACAGCUGAUGAACAUACAAAAUAGCAUAAAAUUCUGCCAUGAAGAUGCUAGUCUUCAAAGGUAGAUAGCACAUAUAGGUCCAAUCAGGGAAAAAACAACUUAGUAGCUGACACGGUGGGCAAACUUAGACCCAUCACUGAACAGAGCAAUGAAGUUAGAGCGAGAGGAAAAAUGUUGUAGGAAAAGGUUUUCAAUACAGUAGCAAAGCAUAACCCGCCAAACAAAUGUCGAAAAAUUGCUAGAACGUUUAAACAGGUUGUAACAACUAUCUAACACAAAACUUUAUAACAAGAUAUAACAUCUUAGUAACAAGUUGUAAUCAGGUAAUAAUAGGGACCGUUACAGUGCAUGUUUGCAGAGAAGCCUGCUCCAUAUAGACUAGGGACCUUCACUGUCAGGUCAAGGACUUUGCCCCCUCCAUGAGGGCAAAACAGGAACAUAAGAGGUAUUGUUAAUGCAAACUGAAAGAAAGGCCUGUAAAUGAGCCACCCUAGCAGGAAGAGAAACGCAGUGUGAGGGAGCAGCGCCCUCCUAAAGAGCAGUGUUUCAGCCUACAAGCUCUGGGCAGGGGAUGACCAAAAGGCAACAGAGCUAAGGUAUAGCUUGGUAUGAUGCAGAACAUCAUAUGUACUGUAUAUGAUGGCAAAGGGUCGAUGGAGAGACAAGGAAUAGGCAGGGUUUAUCUUGAGAUGAUUUGAUGAUUUUAUCUUGAGAUGAUUUCGGGGCUUUAGUGUUCCCGCGGCCCAGUCCUCGACCAGGCCUCCACCCCCAGGAAGCAGCCCGUGACAGCUGACUAACUCC
This is a messenger RNA of Procambarus clarkii (red swamp crayfish), 4929 nucleotides long. Lineage: Eukaryota; Metazoa; Arthropoda; Malacostraca; Decapoda; Cambaridae. The record is from RefSeq and is a predicted model, not a curated record.